AUGGCUGCAUUUUAUGCUGGUUUCCCUGAAACUGUACCUGUUAGAACCGUGAACAGGCAAUGUUCAUCAGGUCUGCAAGCUGUAGCCGAUGUUGCUGCAGCUAUCAAAGCUGGGUUUUAUGACAUUGGAAUUGGUGCUGGGUUAGAGUCGAUGACUGUUAAUCCUAUGGCUUGGGAAGGAUCAGUCAAUCCAAGGGUGAAGACAAUGGUUCAAGCACAAGAUUGUCUCCUUCCAAUGGGUAUCACUUCAGAAAAUGUCGCUCAUCGUUUUGGAGUAACAAGGCAGGAACAAGAUCAGGCUGCAGUUGAGUCGCACAAGAAAGCUGCUGCUGCCACUGCGUCAGGCAAAUUUAAAGAUGAGAUAAUACCAGUUCAAACCAAGAUUGUGGACCCUAAAUCUGGGGAUGAGAAGUUGGUGACACUAUCCAUUGAUGAUGGAAUCCGUCCAAACACUUCAGUGGCAGAACUGGGCAAGCUGAAAGCAGUUUUCAAGAAAGAUGGAUCAACCACUGCUGGGAAUUCUAGCCAAGUGAGUGAUGGUGCUGGAGCUGUGCUUCUCAUGAAGAGAAGUGUUGCCAUGCAGAAGGGGCUCCCUAUUCUUGGUGUAUUCAGGAGCUUUGCUGCCGUUGGUGUGGAUCCUGCAGUCAUGGGCAUUGGUCCAGCUGUUGCUAUUCCAGCUGCGGUAAAAACUGCUGGUCUUGAACUCGGGGAUAUUGAUCUUUUCGAGAUAAAUGAGGCAUUUGCUUCCCAAUAUGUAUACUGCCGUAAGAAACUUGAGCUCGAUCCUGAAAAGAUCAAUGUCAAUGGAGGUGCCAUGGCUAUUGGACAUCCCUUGGGUGCAACAGUCCCUGUCUCGCUGGUGCCUGAGUCAUCUUCUGUGCUUCUGCAUUAA
Striga hermonthica is the source of this 891-nucleotide messenger RNA. Lineage: Eukaryota; Viridiplantae; Streptophyta; Magnoliopsida; Lamiales; Orobanchaceae. The record is from the annotation of a GenBank genome assembly.